CACACAUGUGCUUGGUUAAGGCUGUUUUUUAGAACUUUGGUUCGGGCAAUGCUGAUCUCCCAGCGAGUUUAAUAAUGGAAACAUUCACGCCUGAGAUAGUGUUACCGGGCCGUAGCUCUUCGCCCACCCCAGUUAUCCGCCCUGCAACGGAAUCUGGCAAGGAAGGGCUUGCAGUGUGUGCUCUGUGCCUGUCCAACCCCGGGAGGUAUACGUGCCCCCGGUGCAAUAGUCCUUACUGCAGCCUCGCUUGUUACAGGGGACCGAGGCACCAGACAUGUUCGGAAGAUUUCUACAAGGAGUCGGUGCUGCAGAUGCUGCGGGAGGAGCAGGCCGGGGCCGCAGGGAAGCGGCAGGUGGAGGAAAUGCUGGUGAAACUGAGAGAAAAGGCGAUAGCUGGAGACGAUGCUGUUGGCCUGGAUGGAAUAGACAGUUUGGGAGAAGAGGCGGCCAAUCUGUGGAACCGUCUCACCCCCAGUGAACAGAAGGACUUCAACAGGCUGUUACAGAGUGGCGACAUUGGAGCUUUAGUCCCAAAGUGGAACCCUUGGUGGGAGGUUGAGGAAAGAACUAAAACAAGCAAAUCUGUUUCUAUAACCGAACUUCCAGAUGUGUGUGUACCUAGGAAAGGAGUAGAAAGUCCCCUAAAACCAGGAAUCUGCCAGAAGAAGCCACAUGGGGACUCUGAUGAUGGAAACCAAGAGGACCCAGUCAAAGAGAACUGGGAUGCAGCAAGAGACCCCAAAUUCCCAACUGGUAUAACUAGGGGUUCAGAGGGAAAGGACAGUACAGAGCAGAACAGUGUUCCAGGGGGGGAUAAAGAAGAGCUCACAACAAAUCCUCAUUCCAAGCCACCAAGUCACCAAGCGAGGCGACUGAAAGAGAAUGGUCCUGGGAUUCAGGAAGGGAAUUCUGAACAAAGCAGAGCCUUAAUGGGAUACCCUGAAGCAAAUAGCCCCCAAAGACUUUCCAACAUACCCCCACCUCUGAAAUCUAUCCCACCUUUGUUUUCACUAAGUCAGAAUCCUUCUCCCCUAAUACAGUACAGUUUGGUGAAUGUCAUUUAUGGAUACACCUUCUCUCUUCUAAGGCACAAUGGGGAUAUUUGUGAGGAUGAUUUGCUGCUGGAUUUCAUUGAAACACUUUUGGGAGUCUCUAGUGCUCUUACUUCAAUAAUUGUGUAUCCCUCAACGGCACAUGCUUUACAGAGCGCUGUGCGUGCUGCCUCUGACCCACUGUAUGGAGGGUUAGAGGGAGGAGCAGUUGCUGCCAUUGAAGCUACAGCUCACAUCCUACUGGGUGAAGAAAGCAAAGGGUAUGCAAUGGCUGCCCUUGCCGACUUAAGUCGAGCACUAGGGAGAGCACGUAAGCUGAUUCUGGAAAAUGAUGAGCUAAGAAAGGUGACCUUUAAUGCCAAGAAGAAGUGUUUGUUCUUAGCAGCAUGGGUGAAUGAGAAUGAGGAGCGCUUGCCCACUUUGUACAAGGAAACUUUGACUGAACACAAACAGCAUCUCCAGUAUAUUAGUGGGGUGGUAGAGAUAUCACAAGGAUUGCAAAAGGCCUGGGGUGGAAAGAGACCUCCAGAAAAAAAGGCAUUAAUACAAGAAAUUGACAAAGAUAAAACAUGAUCUAUUGCAAUUUCCCUAAUAAAUAUUUUGAAAACUGA
Molecule: messenger RNA, 1663 nt
Organism: Xenopus tropicalis (tropical clawed frog)
Lineage: Eukaryota; Metazoa; Chordata; Amphibia; Anura; Pipidae
Gene: znhit2
Product: zinc finger HIT-type containing 2
Molecular function (GO): zinc ion binding
Source: RefSeq, marked provisional